Octopus bimaculoides (California two-spot octopus) is the source of this 546-nucleotide messenger RNA. RefSeq lists its product as uncharacterized. The record is from RefSeq and is a predicted model, not a curated record. Lineage: Eukaryota; Metazoa; Mollusca; Cephalopoda; Octopoda; Octopodidae.
GUCAAGAACUUACCUACAGAUUUUGACAUAUUAAAAAAGCUUUCCCAGCAAACGUUAAAAAUUCCGGAAACGUUGCAGAUAGGACGUUCUUUGCUGUUAUAUUCUCUUUUCCCCCAACUGCUGGAUUCAGAGACUAUGCAGAAGAUUAAGAAACCAAUAGAACAUACUAAAUUUGAUCAUUUGAAUGAUUCAAAGACUAUGAAGAAUGUUAAGACGCAAACGGAACGUCCUAAAUCUGACGCCUCGAAGGAUUCAAAGACGAAGGAGAAUGUUAAGACGCCAACAGAACGUCCGAAAUCUGACGUCUUGAAGAAUUCAAAGACGAAAGAGAAUGUUAAGACGCCAACAGAACGUCCUAAAUCUGACGUCUUGAAGGUUUCAGUGACUACGCAGAAUGUUAACAAGUCAACAGAACGUCCUAAAUCUGACGUCUUGAAGGAUUCAAAGACUAAGGAGAAUGUUAAGAAGCCAAAAGAUCAUCCUAAAUCUGACAUUUUAAAGGUUGGUCGUUUUUCAGUUUCUCUUCCUUAAUUUUGUAUAUCAUUC